UAGCAAGAAUAAAAACAGAGUCGAGUGGAGCUGAAUAAUGAAGAUAAUAAGUGUACAAUCGUUAUAAGACGUGGUUUUCGUGCGACCCAUACCACAACUCACUCAUCCGCAGCAUUCUUUCUAAGUUAUGAGACUAAUUCUCUUUCUCCUGAUUGGCAGCUGGGUAGCAACAUCAAGCCAUGCCUGGCUAGACUUUUCAGGUUCCCGGGUUCGCCACUCGUCAUCCCAUGAUAACCACCAUACAUCACACAAACAUCACGGAGGUUCAUCUUCCACUGGACAUCAUCAUGGAUCCCACUCGCAUCCACAUGGGAAUGAGGAGAAUUCUUCAAAUCAACCAGAAAAAUUAAAGACAUCUGACAACUCUAAAGACUCGAAAGUGCACAAUUGCCGCGGGGCUUCUCCACCUAAAAGUGAACAAAGCUCCACGUCUCCUAAACAUGACCAUCAUCAUCACCAUCAUCAUCAUAAGGCAAAAGAAUCACCUGCUGACAAUCACAAAGGCAAACUUGAAUCAGGACAAGGUAAAGCCGAGAAGAAAUGGGGCAAGCAUACCCAAGGCAACAAACAUACAAAUCCCAACAGUGCUAAAGAUAAGGAACGAAAAAGUUACAAAGAAAAUACCCUCCAUCCUACAGACUGGCAUACAUCUCAGGGUCAUUACCAUCGAGCUGAUGAGCACGGUAAUCAAUUCAGAUCGACUUCAUACAGAGGAAAUAACCGCCUUCAUCAUCCUCAUUAUUUACAAGAUGGUGAUGAGCAUAAACAUCCAGAUCCCAGUGAUGAUGAUGCGUCUGGAGUACAUGAUCCUCACCAUUCCUACCACCGCCGCCACCACCACCAUCAUCACCAUAAACACCAUGGCAGCUCUGAACACGGCGGUCAUCAACCCUUUCUCUACGGCCACGAACACCUUGACUUCUGGCACAGCUCUAAGGAACUGCCUAUUCAGCUUUGUCCAAUGCACUACACAAGCAUUGGGCAUCGUUGCAUUGCCAUUUUCUCAAUCGGCCAGACAUCAUGGUGGGGGGCCAAUAGUUUCUGUGAGAGCAUCUACGGCGAACUUCUUUUUUUCAAGAACAUUCAAGAAUACUUAGAAUUUUUAGAAUUCUUGCAAAAUUCAGAUCUGAACUUGGAUUUGUGGGUUGGUGGUAAAACAGACGGGAGAUCUUGGAGGUGGAUCGACGGGUCCCAAAUGCCUAUGGGGUCACCGUAUUGGGCGAUCAGUGGUUAUUCAGCAACGGGACCAACGGCUUUACGUGACUUCCGAACCACGUCGAGAGUGAACUUCGAUCACCAGAAAUACACAUCUCUCACUCCUCAAUGGAAUGGCCGAGAAUCGAACCCGCGACCACUGAGGACUAGUCAUUUUCCCAGUUGGAGAACUAAUGAAGAACAUUACUAUCAAACUCCUUCGAAAAUCGUUACUCCUCAUGCUGGACUGUACCAAUCAAAGUGUGCCUCUAUGUCUUCCAAGUACUAUUACUACAUGAGUGACGAAAACUGCGACGACAGGAGAAGCCCAGUGUGCGUUCUUAAGAAUGACGCUGAAAUUGUGGUGUUGAAGCAGUGGGCAGUGAACGGCAACAUCCCGGUAACCAGUUCUCCAAAUUCAGACGAAUCCACUGAAGAAGAAGAAGAAGAAGAUGAAUCCUCUGAAGAAGAAGGAGAAGAAGAAGAAGAUGAAUCCUCUGAAGAAGAAGGAGAAGAAGAAGAAGAAGAAGAAGAGAAGAUGAUGAUGAAUCCUCUGAAGAAGAAGAUGAUGAAUCCUCUGAAGAAGAUGAUGAAUCCUCUGAAGAAGAAGAUGAUGAAUCCUCUGAGGAGGAUGAAUCCACUGAAGAAGACGAAGAUGAAUCUACUAAAGAAGAAGAAGAAAAACAAGAAGAAGAGGAAGACGAAGAAGAAGAAGAAGAUGAAGAUGAUGAUAAAUCCUCUGAAGAAGAUGAAUCCACUAAAGAAGACGAAAAUGAAUCUACAGAAGAAGAAGAAAAAGAAGAGGAGGAACGCACUGAGGAAGAAGAGGAACAACCCACUGAGGAAGGAGGAGAGGAACCCACUGAAGAAGAUAAAGAAGCGGAGGGCUCUGGUGACGAUGACGAUGAGGACAGCGAGGAUUCUGAAAAGAAUCAAAGCAAAAAAUCUGGUGAAGGAUCGGGCCACGUUGGAUGGCUUGAUGGGUUCGCCUUUGACUGAAGAAGAGGAUGAUUGAUUUUAGAAUAUUUUUCUUUGACUCAUUUUAUUAUGUAAGCCCAUUAUAUCCUCCUUCUUAGUUUCUGAAAAUAAUUGGUACUUUUAACACCUCGUUCAGUUUAUUCUCACUUUUCCCCUGGCUUUAAAUUAAAUGGAUUGGCAUAAAUAAAUUGCAACAAUAAAUUGCAACCAAUAUUACCUUCUCAUUAACUAAGUAUGCAUCAUAUUCUAAAUGUCUGCUAUCUGAUUUGUAUAUAGAUCAUUUCCGGAGACAACUCGAAAGCAAUUUCAUUAGAUGAAAGCAGUUGUUUUGAUAAAUGUUGUCCCUAAACCUAGUGUUAUUCACCACUUGGUUUUUUUUUUUUUAGCCAUUGUGUCCUCAUGGGCAGUUGCCUUUGUUCUUUUUUUCCAUUCGUCUCAAAAUAUUGGCAAUCUAUGAAAGCUAAAACUGCCUUAGUGCUAUUCUUGGAAAAAGCGGUACCUAUUCUUAUUUAUUUUCUGAAAUUAUGAGUCAGUGUUAUAUUAAUUGCCUUUUUACCACGAGGAUACAUUUUUGUGUUUCUCAUGUUAUUUAGUAUUUGAGCUGUAUGACAGAGAAUGGCUUGAUAAAAACAAAACCUAU
Molecule: messenger RNA, 2812 nt
Organism: Macrobrachium nipponense
Lineage: Eukaryota; Metazoa; Arthropoda; Malacostraca; Decapoda; Palaemonidae
Exons: 7
Coding region: 128-2209 (693 amino acids)
Source: RefSeq, a predicted model, not a curated record